Molecule: messenger RNA, 623 nt
Organism: Episyrphus balteatus (marmalade hoverfly)
Lineage: Eukaryota; Metazoa; Arthropoda; Insecta; Diptera; Syrphidae
Gene: RpL14
Product: 60S ribosomal protein L14
Exons: 4
Coding region: 57-551 (164 amino acids)
Biological process (GO): translation; ribosomal large subunit biogenesis
Cellular component (GO): ribosome; cytosolic large ribosomal subunit
Molecular function (GO): RNA binding; structural constituent of ribosome
Source: RefSeq, a predicted model, not a curated record
CUUUCCCACCAUUAUCUGUCACUCAUACUGCCACAAUUCUUUCUUUCCGGUAAGCCAUGCCUUUCCAAAGAUUCGUACAGACAGGCCGAAUUGCCAAGUGCUCAGCGGGUCCCUUGAAGGGACGCCUCAUCACUAUUGUCGAUGUUAUCGACCAAAAUAGGGUACUUAUUGAUGGUCCAUUGACUGGUGUACCACGUCAAGAAUACAGGCUUAACAAUCUGCACUUGACCAAAUACCGCAUCAAGUUCCCAUUCACAGCCCCAACCAGGAUUGUGCGCAAAGCUUGGGUUGACAAUGACUUGAAGGCCAAAUGGAAGACAACUGCCUGGUCAAUCAAAUCACAAAACAUUUGCAAGCGUACCCGAUUAAAUGAUUUUGAUCGCUUCAAGCUGAGGUAUGCUAAGCGCCAAAGGAACAAGCUUCUGACGGUUGCCUUCAAUGCCCUCAAGAAGAGGACAAAGAGCGACGGAACCACCCGUGUGUUGAAGAAGGACAGACGCGAGAGGAUUCUCAAGUUGAAGGCAGAAAAGAAGGCUGGAGGCAAGAAGUAAAAACUUUACUUUUAGUCAAACCCGAUUUUUUUAAUAAAGCCUUUAAAAUAAAUUUAACAAAAAAACAUCAAA